Messenger RNA from Drosophila gunungcola (fruit fly), 7317 nucleotides. It is a transcript of the gene Mur89F, whose product is annotated as serine-rich adhesin for platelets. Gene Ontology annotation, cellular component: extracellular region. The transcript has 5 exons. The coding region runs from base 272 to 6631 and encodes 2119 amino acids. NCBI's taxonomy places the organism in Eukaryota, Metazoa, Arthropoda, Insecta, Diptera, Drosophilidae. Gene Ontology annotation, molecular function: chitin binding. The record is from RefSeq and is a predicted model, not a curated record.
UCGGUUACGCGUGCGCCGACUUAAGAAGCGCCCCUAAAAAAGUUAUAUCCUGGCGGCAGGAUUAAGCGUCAAGUGAAAAAGUGUGACACAGAAAUUCCAGUGCCCACAAACAAAGUGCUAACGAAAAAAUUUAAGCUCUCGAAAAAGGCCAGAAUAAUUCCAUAAAAAAAGUGCUAGCCCUUGGCCAUUUUGCACAGCUUUCUUUUUUGGGCGGCGCUUUUCGGGGAAACUGUUUCGCUAUUGUGACAUUUUUUUGGCAAAGCAAAACGCAAUGGCGCCAAAGACGCCGCCAUUUUCGCAGCUCGACAAAAUGGCGACAAGGACAUCCAGUUGGCUCUGCCGCCUGCUGCUGUUCGGCUUUUGCAUUGGCGCCGCCGCCGCUCGAGACAUCCCAUCGCCAAUGGCCCAGACAGAGGUGGCCUUCUACUGUCCCGGAGAGGGUCUGUUUGCGGACGACUACGAUUGCCGGAUUUAUUACCGCUGCGAGCGGCGGACGGGCCAAUACAUUCGACCCUAUCUUUUGGCCUGUCCAGAAGAUGCAGUCUUCUCGCGUUCGCUGCGAAUGUGCCUGCCACCGGCGAUGGCUGGAAGGGACGAGUGCGUGGACCAGGUGAACGAGGUGGACGACGGCAGCAUGGAGAAGUGGGAGCAGGAUGACUACGGCCAGGACGACCAUAAUGCGAUGCUUAACCUGGCCGUCACACCUGCGGCCAAUGAGCUGCGAACCUAUGCGUCCACCCAUCGGCUGCCCACAAAUUAUGGCCUGGCAGGUCUCAGCGGUGUCUCUGUCAUAUCCUUUUCCAGCUCAUCGUCCCUGCGAGCUGUUGGCUCAGAGGAGGAGGACGGCGGUGCGGCAGUAAUAUGUCGGGAUGAUGGCUUCAUGAGCGAUCCCAGCGACUGCACCGUGUUUUAUCGCUGCAUCUCGAAUGGUCGGGGCUACAACAGAAUCGGCUUCCGCUGCUCCGAUGGCACUGCGUGGGACGAGUCCCUUCAGUCCUGCAACCACAUGUUUGACGUACGUGCCAACGGUGGCUGCCGCAAUCAGGCGGAGCCACAGAACGAUGGCUAUUACGCCGGCCAAACGUCAACACAAUCGUCGCAGUCCAGCCACCAGAACUCCACCUCAAGCAGCCAGCAGAGCUCAUCCACCAGUUCGUCGAGUUCCUCUCAAAGCUCCAGCUCUACGUCCAGUUCGACAUCUAACUCGAGCUCCAGUCAGGAGUCCUCCACAUCCAGCAGCAAUCAUCAGUCGAGCUCUACGUCUAGCAACAAUCAGGAAUCCAGCUCCGGAUCUAGCAACAAUCAGGAAUCCAGCUCGGGGUCUAGCAAUAACCAGGAAUCCAACUCCGGCUCUAGCAACAAUCAGGAAUCCAGCACGAGCUCCAGCAGCAAUCAUGGCUCAAGCUCCCAAAAUUCUGGCAACAACCAAUCCUCUAGCAGUAACCAGAACCAAAACUCAGGCGGCACUCAAAGCUCAGAAAGUAACCAAUCCUCAAACCAUAACCAAAACUCCAGCAACAACCAGAACCAAAGCUCUCAAAAUUCCGGCAGCAACCAAAGCUCUAGCAGCAACCAAAAUUCUGGAAGCAGUCAAAGUUCUAGCAGCAGCCAGUCCUCAAACAACAAUCAAAACUCUGGAAACAGUCAGAGUUCUGGCAGCAAUCAAUCAUCCAACAACAAUCAGAGCUCUAAUAGCAACCAAUCCUCUAGCUCCAACAGCAAUCAGAGCUCCUCGGGCAAUCAAACUGCCAGUGAAUCCAAUAAACCUGCACCCACUGAGUGCGAAGAUGAGAACACUUAUAUCCCCGACAAAGAAGAUUGUGCCAAAUUCUACAGAUGUCGCAAAGAUAAGGAUGGAAAAUUGGAACAAGUGCCAUUUACCUGUGGUCCCGGCACUGUAUGGAACCAGGAAGAUAAGGUCUGCGAUCUACCCAAUGAGGAUCAAAAGAAGAAGUGCAAUAUUCAAUCGGGUUCAUCUAGUGGUAGCAACAACUCUGGUAGCAGCGGCAGCUCCUCGAAUCAAGGCUCAUCUAGCAAUCAAUCCUCAAGCAACCAAAGCUCGUCUAGCAAUCAAUCCUCCAGUAAUCAAGGUUCGUCCAGCAAUCAAGGCUCCGCCAACAACCAAGGCUCCUCCAGCAAUCAAGGCUCAUCAAACAAUCAGACAUCAAGCAACCAAGGCUCAUCCAGUAAUCAAUCAUCCAAUCAAGGCAGCAGUCAAGGCUCAUCGAACAAUCAGUCCUCCAAUCAAAGCUCAUCAUCGUCUUCCACAUCCAACAACCAAAGCUCCUCCUCCAACAGUAAUUCAUCUAGCACUCAAACAACAACUUCCAAGCCUUCCAAUCCCGAUGGUGAAUGUAAGGAUACUGAAACAUAUUUGGCAGAUAAAAAAGACUGUGCCCGAUUCUAUCGUUGUGUAGAGAACGGCAACGGUGGCUUUAAUACGAUUUCCUUUGAUUGCUCUCCGGGAACGGUCUGGGAUCCCGAUAGUAGGGGCUGCAACCAUCCUACGGAUGUGCAAAAGGAACAGUGCAGAUCAAUGUCCAAUGGUAGUGGUAGCUCAUCAAAUCAGGGAUCUUCUUCGAACCAAGGAUCUUCCUCCAAUCAAGGUUCCUCCUCCAACCAGGGAUCUUCAUCAAACCAGGGUUCCUCAUCCAAUCAAGGCUCCUCCUCCAAUCAAGGGUCCUCUUCCAAUCAAGGAUCUUCAUCAAACCAAGGAUCCUCAUCUAAUCAAGGGUCUGCAUCCAACCAGGGAUCUUCUUCCAACCAGGGAUCAUCAUCCAAUCAGGGAUCUUCAUCCAACCAGGGAUCAUCCUCCAAUCAAGGAUCUUCCUCAAACCAGGGUUCCUCUGCCAAUCAAGGCUCCUCUUCCAGUCAAGGCUCCUCUUCCAAUCAGGGAUCUUCAUCCAAUCAAGGGUCUGCAUCCAACCAGGGAUCUUCUUCCAACCAGGGAUCAUCCUCCAAUCAGGGAUCUUCCUCCAACCAAGGAUCUUCUUCCAGCCAGUCCUCCUCUAAUCAAACGACGUCCUCUCAGCAAUCAUCUUCUUCUAACCAAACUUCGUCCUCAAGUUCUGAAGGAUCCUCAUCCUCUACCACACAAAAACCCUUUAAGCCCGCUGAGAAGUGCGAGAGUGAGGAAACUUUCCUGGAUGACAAAGAGAAUUGCUCCAAGUUCUACCGCUGCGUGGACAACGGUAAGGGUGGAUUUAAUAAAGUCUCCUUCACCUGUCCUCCCAACACUCUGUGGGAUCCUGAGGCCAACAGCUGCAACCAUCCCGAUCAGAUUCAGACCAAGCCGCUGAAGUGCAAAAAAGUGGUCAAUCAAGGCGGAUCCUCGACUAGCAGCAGCAGUUCCUCUUCAAACAACAGUGGAUCUUCCUCGAACAGUGGUUCAUCCUCUAACAGUGGCUCCUCCUCAAACGCUGGAUCAUCAAACAACAGUGGAUCUUCUACGAACAGUGGCUCCUCCUCAAAUACUGGAUCUUCAAAUAACAGUGGAUCUUCUUCAAACAGUGGUUCAUCUUCAAACAGCGGCUCCUCCUCAAAUACUGGAUCAUCUUCCAACAGUGGCUCAUCUAAUCAAGGCUCCUCGUCCAAUAGCGGCUCUUCAUCUGGUGCCAAUACAUCGGGAAGUGGAUCUACUUCUUCAUCAUCAUCUUCAUCCUCUUCAAGCAACAACAAUAAUCAGGGUUCGUCCUCAUCAUCCUCUAGUUCAUCCUCAUCAAGCAGCAGCUCAACCACAUCGAAACCAAAUCCUUCUGAAACCUGCAAGGUCAAUGGACAAUUUGUUGGCGAUCGUAAGGAGUGUAACAAAUUCUAUCGCUGCGUAGAUAAUGACAGAGGCGGCUUUAACAUGGUGGCCUUCAACUGCGGCCCUGGCACAGUUUGGGACGCCCAACUUCAGGCCUGCAACCAUGCUUGGGCUGUAAAGGAAUGCGGUGGCAUUGCUCCUACUCCAACCUCUCCUCCCCCUACCACAUCACGACCAUCAGCCACAUCCACAUCCAGACCUUCCGGCCCAACCUCCACGUCCAGGCCAUCAGGCCCAUCCUCCACAUCUAGGCCAUCAGACCAAUCCUCCACAUCCAGGCCCUCAGGUCCAACCUCCACAUCCACUCCUUCCAGUUCGUCUACUACCAGACCAACUACUUCCCCCCCAACAUCAUCACCUCCUACGCAGUCACCCAAUACUGAUGGAAAAUGUGCCUCAGAGGGCUUUAUGGCCGAUCCCAACAACUGCUCCAAGUUUUAUCGCUGUGUUAGGAACAACAAGGGUGGCUUCACUCCAGUUCCAUUCCAAUGUGGUGCUGGUACUGUUUGGGAUCAGGAUCUACAGACCUGUAACCACAAUUUCAAUAACUGCAACACUGGAACUGAAGCACCCACACCGAAACCUCCCUGUGAACCGACAACCAAUGGAACUUCGGCCACAGAGCUACCUACAACCACACCAACGCCAUCAAGCACUACGACUUCUUUACCACCAACAACAACAACAACUCGUUCGCCUUCCACGACAACAACACGUUUACCACCCACCACUACCACAGAAAUUCCAACCACCACAGGAUUGCCACCCACAACCACUACAGAGAUUCCAAUCAGUACCACAACUUCUGUGCCACCCAGUACAACAACAAUAAGUUCGGAAUCUGAGACCACAACGGUGGCACCAAAUUCAGAAACCACCACGUUAACGCCUCCCAUAACAACAACGAAUCAGCCAUCUACAACCACUAUGAAACCUCUACCAGCUGGCACUGAAUGCACAGGUGAGGGUUACAUGGCCGAUCCUGAAGACUGUAGAAAGUACUACCGAUGCAUCAAAGCUGGAGCCUCCUACAGGAAGUACAACUUUACGUGUCCAAAGGGUACAGGGUGGAAUGAAGAUGUCCAGACCUGUGACUACAUGGAGAACAUACCAAGGUGCUCGAAGUUACCGUCGACCACAAACUAUCCAGAGACUACAAUACCAAAUGAAGAGUCUAAGGAACCCGGAAGUACUACCCCACAGCCCACUACUAAUGAGCCCACAAUGGUGACAAAACCCAUCACAAAACCUACCGAAGAGCCAACAACGGAUAAACCGCAAAAACCAACUACGACCGAAUAUCCCGGAAAGCCAACUUCAACUGAAGACCCUACAACAGAAAGUCCGCAGAAACCGCCAACAACCGAACAACCCGGGAAACCUACCACACAGCAUACCACUACCACAGAUAUUCCCGGUUAUGAGCCAACAACAACAACUGUUGUGGUAGAAAAUACAACCGCUACUCCAGGUUAUAAGCCCACUACCACCGCUGAGCCCGUAACAGAACCCAUUCCAAGCACGAUACAACCCAGUACAACAACCACUGUUGGAGAAACCACGACCAAUGUUCAACAAUCCACUACCACACCGGAACCCACAUCAACAACCCCGGAAAUGCCAGAGGGUCCAACUACCACAAUUCAGCCUGAGCCCCAGCCGAACUAUAACUGCACCGCCGAAGGAUUCUUCCCCGAUCCCGAGGAUUGCAUGCGCUAUUAUCGCUGUGUAGAUGCGGCAAAGAAUGGAAAGUACCAGGUCUAUGCUUUUAAGUGCGGUAAGGGAACUGUUUGGGACACAUCCACCGAAACUUGCAAUCAUGCCGAUCAGGUGUCGGGCAAUUGUUCAUCUGGACAGACGACUUCAUCGCCAGGAACUACGGAAAGUACAACCGGUUCUGGUACCCCUGAGACAACAACCUCGAAAGUCCCCGAAACCACUGCCACAGGAGCUCCAGAAACCACUACCACAGAAGCUCUAGAAACCACUACCACAGCAGCUCCAGAAACCACUACUACUGCAGCUCCCGAAACUACUACCACAGGAGCCCCUACAACCACUUCCACUGGAACCCCCGAAACGACUACUUCCGGAAGCACUGAAACCACUAGCCCUGGAACAACUACAACUGAAACCCCUGAGACCACCACCACAACAGCCAAGCCAGAGACCACGACCACAAGUGGGGGAGAAACCUCAACCAGUGAGCCAACGACUGAGACCCCAACCUCUACAGAGAGCCCUACUCCAGGCUCCAAUACCACCGCACCUUGUCCAUCAACCGGUCCCGGACAGAAUGUGUACGUGUGUCCCACCGGAUUCCGCCAGCAUCCGGAGAAGUGUGGCAUGUUCUACCAGUGCAGCGAGAGUGCGGAUAGCAAUGAUCUAAACAUCGUGGUAUUCCAAUGCCCCAAUGGAACUGUCUACCAGGACAAGACCUGCAGCUGUGGCAAGCCCCAGGCGGGUGACAAAUGCUCCAAGGAUAUGAAGAGGACCACCAAUUUGUUCGAGCAGGAAUCAAAACUUCAGAACGUGGUACAAAUCAGCACGACGGCACCACUCUGCCCGGAUGAGGGUCACUUCGCGCUCAACGACGACCAGUGCGGCCAGCUGUUCGUGAAAUGUGGCUUCUCGGAGCUGACGGGACGCAUCGAGGGCCAGAUCCAUCGCUGUCCCCAGGGAUUCGCCUACUGGAAUGUGAGCCGGCGAUGCGAACCCGCCCGGAAGCUGCUCAACUGCACACCAACCACCUACAAUGUGGGCGGAAAUGUGCCGCUGGAGUGGCUCAACAUUGGCCAUAGACGCCGCAGCAUGCGCAUUUAAUUAGAUUUAGUCUAGAUUCGCUUAGUCGCCCGCCAUUGUUUGUUUGCUGUGCCAGCACUUGAUGGCCGGAUUAACCAAGCUUAUUCGAAUCGAGGAAAUUAGCUGGCACCGCAAACGAUCGAACAGAAGAGUUAGCUUAGGACGUAGGGAAAUUACAGUAGGUUAAGAACGGGUUUAGCCCUCCGAAAUCAAAAGUCUUGAAAGAGAAAUACGAAAAAUAUUAAAUUUAGAUGAACUUUAAGGACAACAACUUGUGAAUUUUUGAACAGAUUUAGAUAUACUUCUACACAUUUUGGUACAACUUUAUUUCUAUACCAAGAGUAUUUAAAUUCUCUCAAGAAACUAAAACUAAAUCAGCUUCAAAGAAGACAUAUACGAUGUAAAUGCUAAAUUUCCCCUAGUUUUGAUUGUUGGAGGGUUAAAUCGAUUCUUGGUGUCGGACUGCAAGACUGCACUUUACGCAUUUGGAAAGGAAACAAAAGGUUUUAUGAGUAGUCUUCCUAUAGUGGAAACAGGCACAGCCUUCACUACACAUACGUAAUGUUGUAGCUUUCAUGCAGUAAUUGUAUUUAUGUUUAGAGUUUAAACAUACGUUCUGAACGCCAUAUACAUAUAUAUAUAUAUAUAUCUUAGACUAUGCUUAAAGAUUAUAAUAAACUGAAACAUAUACAGAAAUCGUUGACGAA